Amoebophrya sp. A25 is the source of this 1101-nucleotide messenger RNA. The record is from the annotation of a GenBank genome assembly. NCBI's taxonomy places the organism in Eukaryota, Dinophyceae, Syndiniales, Amoebophryaceae.
CUCCAAGUACGCGAAAUGAGAUUAAGACCACCGCAAGUCUCCCAUUUUGAAAAGCAAACUGGAUCUCUCUUGUGUAAAAAGGGCUCCAAGAUGACUUUCAAGAUGGAUUCCCGAAAGGUCUAAUGAGAGCGACAAGAUGAUACUUAGACGGGCCGUUGCCACGCCAUCCGAAGGGUACACACCAGUUAAGAUAUAGCUUAUUGUUCUGAGGAGGACUCUAUUAUCUUUAUCCCAGUAAUCCGAAGGCACUAUGGGGCUGACAGGACGACGAUAGCGCCGGCGCUUAAUUAGUUUUAGCAGAUAGGAGGACACUUGAUGACAGUUACCCUUUUCCCUUUUCUAUCUUCCUCUGGUUUUUCUUUUUUCUAGUUAAGGCGGCUCCACCACAAUUUAUCCCACAUAGUAGUAGAAGCAUGACAAACAAAUGUAUAACUGAACAUCACCACCAACACUCGUAUUUUUCUGCUAACCAGCACCAGCACGGGGAGAAGUAAGUAGACUCAUGAUCUAGAAUACCACCACUAAAUUAAAAGUUCAUCUAAAUUAGGAUUGGCCUCUCUGCAAAAUUACCGCACCAUACGCGAAGCCGAUCCGGACUUAGAGGAGAGCGUCGGCAGAAGGAAGAGCAGCAAAGACGCGUCGACGUCCAGUCAAGAUGUGACUCCGAGAGGAGCUGCGGCCGCGACUCAGCAGAGGUUUUUUACUCAGGAAUGCUUCGUCGAUUAAGGCUGUUGAACACACGUUGACUUAUCUUGUUCGCACGUCAUUUUUGUCUGCUUUCUGAUGUUUCCUCUUCUGGAAUUGAAAAUACGAGGAAGUCAAAAGAUGAACAAAUAUUUUGAGCGCUAAUUAGAAGGAACGGAGCCUGGGAAGUUACGAGAGCUGCUGAUUGAUGCUACCUACUCAGCUUUCGCGGCUAUGCUGGGCAACGAUCUGAUGAGAUCAAAACCUCAACGACAAUUGCCGAAGAACAUGGUCGACGACCUUCGAGUGGUUCGGCAGUUUCUCGACGGGCUGCGGAUUAACAACUUUGAAGCCUACAAGAUGAUCGAUCAACGAUUGCAGAGACAUUUUCAGAGACAAGACAUGUACUGGAGCGGC